Messenger RNA from Iphiclides podalirius (scarce swallowtail), 723 nucleotides. The record is from the annotation of a GenBank genome assembly. NCBI's taxonomy places the organism in Eukaryota, Metazoa, Arthropoda, Insecta, Lepidoptera, Papilionidae.
AUGAAAUUCCUUAUUGCUUUCGCCCUGUUCGCCGUGGCUUCGGCCAGCGUAAUUCCUCCCGCUGUCAUCGCCAGCGAGAACCCGGAGAUCCAGGAAAUCGUAGCCGCCAUCCAGAGCCCAAGCACAGACCCCGCCACUGCUGCUGCUCUCGAGCAGUUGCUUCUCCAAGUUCUUGGUCUCGCCGAGCCCGAGCCCAUUGCUGUCGGACCCGCACUCGUCGACAACGAGGAACCCAUUUCCAUUGGACCUGCACUCGUCGACAACGAGGAACCCAUUUCCAUCGGACCCGUUAUUGUCGACAACUAUGAACCUAUUUCUAUUGGGCCCGCGCUCAUUGAUUUCCCCCUACCCCCCACGCCUGUUAAGCCCACCCCCGUCGGUCCCCCUGCUAAGGCUCCCCUAGUUCAAAUCAUCCUCAACAUCCAGUCCUCUUCUGAUGUAGCUGUUGAGAGCAACCCCACCCCUGAGCCAGUUAUUAUUGACAGGCCAAUCGUUCCCAACCCCGAGGUUGUCGAAGAGAAGCCUAUUAUUCCUACACCCGUGAUCGUGGUCGAAAACCCUGAGGCUCCUGAGUCAGUUAUCGUAGUGGACAAGCCCGUCGUUCCUGAGCCCAUCGUUCCUGAACCAGUCAUUGUUGUAGAACAGCCAAGCAUUCCUGAAGCAGUCAUUGUCGCUCAACCUAUCAUUCCCGCCCCCGCUAUUGUUCUUCCCGACAUUCUUAAC